Molecule: messenger RNA, 2728 nt
Organism: Selaginella moellendorffii
Lineage: Eukaryota; Viridiplantae; Streptophyta; Lycopodiopsida; Selaginellales; Selaginellaceae
Product: pentatricopeptide repeat-containing protein At4g18520, chloroplastic-like
Exons: 3
Coding region: 107-2686 (859 amino acids)
Biological process (GO): RNA modification
Molecular function (GO): protein binding; RNA binding
Source: RefSeq, a predicted model, not a curated record
AGCUUUAGUCGGGCUGGACUGACUUUGCAGGUCCGUUUGAGAUUUUCCUUUUGACAACUCGUGUCCAUUUUUUUGAGGGUUUAAAGGAGCACACGCACAAUGCGAGAUGCUGCAAGUGCUGCAGAGGAAGACGACCAGCACGGCGAAGCUGUUUGUAAAGACAAGCGACUUAAAACAUUUACCUGGUUCUCAAGUGAGUUCCAGAACGUUUCACAACGAAUCGGGAACCACAACUUACGACAAUGUAUACUUUACGUUCGUCAGGGAGAAGAUGCAAAGGCUAGUGAUUCACCCGAUCAAGCACUACGGUUGGGAUCACAAGGGCCAGACUGUAGAUAUUCUCCCGGCAAAGAAGAACCAGCGACUGAAAGAAGUGGUGGAUAAACUGCCUACCCGAGUGGAAGGACCUUACUACGCGCACUAUCUCAGGUACGCUGGCCACUUGAAAAAUCUCACCGAAGCAAAGCGUCUCCACCAACACAUCCGCAAAAGUGGCCGUGCUCGAGAAGAAUCACUUGGUCACCUCAUUGUGAAGAUGUACCUCGACUGUGGAAGCUUAGAGGAGGCAAAAGAAGUUUUCUACAGGAUGCCAAGGCUGGAGCCAGUGAUCUGGAGGGAAAUGAUCGAGGGCUGUGCUCAGUAUGGUGAUAUACCGGGGGUGAUGAAAGUUCACAGGACUGUCCAGCAGGAGGGAAUUGUCAGGGAGAAGCGGGUUUUGCUGGCACUCAUCUACGUCUGUGCGAAGCUAGCGGAUUUAGAGCUUGCCAAACAGGUUCACUGGGAUGUGGUGUCCUGGGGACUAGGCUCCGACCUGUUGGUAUCAAAUGCUCUCAUCAGCGUGUAUGGAAGGUGUGGGAGGCUACACAUCGCUCAGCUGAUAUUCGACACUAUCGAAUCACCCAGCGUUGCCUCGUUGAAUGCUCUGAUGGGAGCUUAUGCUCGUCACGGCUUCUAUGACGACGUUUUCGACAAGUUUUACCAGUUCAACGUGGAAGGAUACUCGGGGAACCAAGGGACGUUCUCCGCUCUUCUCAGUGCCUGUGCUGGUCCGGCCUAUCUCAAGGAAGGAAGACUUAUCCACGACUGCUGCCAACAACUGGGAAUCCAGACUAACACAGUGACCGGGGCCUCGAUCAUCAGGAUGUAUUCGAGCUGUGGACGACUCCAGGAUGCACAGGCGGCUUUCGACGAGAUUAUCAACAGAGACGUGGCCGGGUGGACGAACCUGAUCGAGGCAUACGUUUGCCGGGGCCUCUCGCGCCAGGCUUUCACGACUCACGACGUAAUGCAAAUCAGUCGAGUUCGUUCCAACAGGAUGACGUACAUCGCGCUCUUGAACGCUUGUCACUCCCCCCAGUGGCUCGAGAAAGGCAGGCUGGUACACUCUCAAAUUCUUCGGGACGGCUGGGAAGCUGAUAUCAAGACUGCCGCUGCUCUCGUCAAGAUGUACUGCGUUUGUGGGAGCUUGCGAGACGCAAGGAGGGUGUUUCGGAAGUUAAACCGGGGGAACGCUUUGGUGUGGAAUGCGGUGAUUCAGGGGCACGUCCACGCGCUGUGCAGCAGAGAGGCUCUGAUCUUUGUGUGGACGAUGCACCUGGAAGGUGUUCGAGGCGAUCGUGGGAGCUACUCGGGUUUCUUCAGAGCCUGCAAGGAGCUGGGAGCGCUAGAAGCUGGGAAAAGAAUUCACGCGGCGAUCCAAGGCAGCGAGCUGGAGCUGGAAGUUCUUGUGGGGAGCUCCCUCUUGGAACUUUACAGCAGCUAUGGCAGUGUGGAGGACACGGUGACAACAUUUAACAGGAUGAACCGAGCAAGGGCGGCAUCUUGGAACUCCGUCAUCUCUGCGUUCGCUGGGACUACUGGCGAAUCGUCUCGGGCGAUCGAGUUCUUUCAACGGAUGCAGCUAGAAGGAGGCCCUCCGGAUUCUGCAACUUUCACCGCGGCUCUUGGCGGGGUGACGACAGUGGCGCAGGGAAAGUUUAUUCACCGGUGGAUCCUCGAGAGCGGAUAUAACAGCAGCCUGGAAGUCGGGAACUCACUCCUGCGAAUGUUUGCCAAGCUCAAGCUCUUGAAACUCGCCAGCAAGACCUUCGAGGCAAUGCCAAGUGUGGACGAUUGCUCGUGGACGCUGAUCAUGGAGACGUUCUCCCAGAGUGGCUACAACCUGGAGGCUCUCGAUCUCUUCCGCGACAUGCUCCAGGAGGGUGGAAAUCCUGGUAGAAGCUGCCUCGCCAUCGCCAUGACAGCAGUGGCGGAGCUCGAGUCAGUUCCGGACUGCGAGAGAAUCCAGGGACUCGCUGGAGAGCUCGGACUUUGCUCGGACUCUACCGUUGGAGCAGCUCUUACCGCCAUGGUCGCUCGGUGCAUCGGCCUGGAAGAAGCUCAGGGUAUCUUCGAUGGCAUCCAUCGCAAGGACGUUGGCUGCUGGAAUUCACUGCUGAGAGCUUACUCCCACCUUGGACACCACGAGGAAGCGGUGGAAAUCUUUCGAGAGAUGGAGCUGGAAAUGGACAAAGUCACGGUUUCCAUCGUUGCGGCGGCAGUGAGCGCUCUUGGCGAGCUCGAGCUGGGAAGAGAGCUCCAUCUUCGCGCUCUCCAAUCCAAGCUUGGAGCCGAGAAGACGGUCGUGGCUUCUCUUCGAGGCAUGUAUAUCAAGCUAGGAGAUUUGGAGAGCGCCAAUUCUCUAUAGCAUAUCCUCUUUUUGAAUAUAGAUGCUGGAAUUUAGCCAAAA